CACCCCGAUAGCCGGACCAGUGCUUCCAUACCACUGUGAGUACUACUGAGUACUCCUAUAGGUACAGACAAUGGCCCCUGCAAGCACUUUCACGCCGAAGGCGUCGCUAUGCGACUCUCCUACCAACCUCAAGGAAGCCAUUGACUGGGUCCUCAGGGUAACUGGUAGGGAUGGAAAGGCACUGAACAAGGACAAUGGAGAAUGCAUAUGUGGCUUGGCGGCGGCAGUGACUGACCUACUGCAGUCAGUAGAAAUCGAGUACAAUGGCUAUCAAGGCGAUGUCAAAGACAGUGCUACCACCAACAAAGGCGCCACCAAAGAAGAAGUAACUAACCACCUCAACGAGCUAUUCUCCCUGGUCCAGGGACUAGGUGGUACUGCAGUGGUACGGACCUAUAUAGACCAGCUGGCACAAGUACUCAGUGCACUAGUUGGGUGGAGUAAGAUAGUGAAGUGUGAGAAUGGUGGCAAGUGCAAGACGGUUCAUAGCAGCGAUCUCAAUGGCAAUCCACACGGAAGUGAUGGCUGCAAGUAUCUAGAGGAUAAAGACUCGGAGAACAAGUGUGACGACUGUGGGUGCAUGAAAUGGAAAGUAUUCAAGGACAUCGAUUGGGUACAACUGGGCAGGGGGUGUACAAGGUGUAAGGGUAGUGGUAGUGAAGAAGAGGCGAAGAAGAAACCGUGUGGGUGUAGUACUGGUGGCAGUGACUCCUGUAGUGCUGGAAAGGAGUGUAAAUGCGCUAAAGAAGGCAAAUGCUGCAAGUGUUGUUGUACGGGUUGUAGGGGGAAGUGUAAUGAAAAGGCAAAGUGUAGUUGUAUCGAAGAGGGAAAAAAUUUUGGCCAUGAUGAAUACCAUAAAGACAGCUAUAGGUCGGCGUACCCUAGUGGGACAGUUUACACAAGAGACUCAUUUGUUGAAUCCAAGCAGGUAGAUGUCAAACCAUACUGGAAUGAUCUUACCAAUAGUCCUGAUCGUAACCACUGUGCCCGUAUCCUUCUAGGAUCAGUAUGUCUCAUUUGGAGUGGCAUUACCUACAUGCAUUGGACAGGCAAGUAUGAAAAAACCAGCCCCCGGUGGAACAACCACAUCCUGGAUGGCUCUGGUCUAGAUGACGGUACCCUGUCCCAAUGGCUACAGGCCCUAGGGUUUCCUAAAGAUAUGCUGAAUGACAAAGGGCCGAAAAAUAGAUUAGAUCAGGUCAUAUGGGAUGGGUUUAUGGGACGACUGUUUCUAGGGUUUACCCACCCUAGUGGCAGUGGUGCCGUUGACGGUAAUACAGCAAAACAACCGUACCAUAUGAACUAUGCCGGAUUUGUGCAUACUGCACAUAGGGAUUCAUUCAAUAAUGAAGCUAGAGUAUUCCCUAAUGGCAGUGGCUCUAGUACCACUGGCCAAAUCAGUGACACUAACCAGCACAAGAUUGGUGCCAUUUUCAAGCUCUAUAUUCUAUCAUGUGCCUAUUUUACUGGGUUACAGAAGAAGACUACUCACAGUACCCCUAGGAAUCCCAAGACAAUCCGUGAGAUCCUCUACUGGCUUAGUGCAUUGCCCUAUAGUCAGGCCUAUAAGGAUAUGCUAGGUUACGCUAAGGAAAGACUAGCAGAAGUACUCAAGAAACCCGGAGACAAUGCAUCCACGACCGAGCAGUCCGAACUGAAAUUCCACCAAACAGGCCGUUGGCAUCCCAUUACAGUUCAUCAAUAUAACCUAUUUGCCCACUUCCAAGCAGUGACUCAGUACUGCCCACUGGUGCUCAUAGGUAUCCAGGGUGGCAUACACAGUGCCACUAAAGGCACUGACAGGACUAUGGAACCUGCCAUUCACUCUCUAUACUCCAACACUGAAUGCCACUUCACCUACCCAGCAGUUGAUAUCCAAGCAUACAACCAGGUGGUACACUACAUUAGGGCUCUGUUCUAUCAGUUGUAUUUCCUUAGGAAGCAAUGUGCAGUUAAAGUGGCUCUAGGAGGGAAAUGGCGUGAGUGUAGGUAUGGCAAUGGAGUAGAGUCAAAGGGGGUAAUCAGCUGGAUGUGCCUGGGGUGUAGCCCCAUGGAACAUGAUAGGAAAUGUAGGGUAGAGGAUUUGAAGAAAUGUUUAGUGGGGGUAACAAGUGGAACAGGUAAAAAGGAAGUGUUGGAGAAGGUAAAAGAUUUACUGGAGAAGAUUGGUGAAGUGGUGGUACAAUUGGGUAAUGCCCAGGAGAGGUUGGAUAGGGGAAAGUCAGAUCUACAGGGAGUGAGGCAGGCACUAAAGAAUGUAUUUGAUGGGGUGAAUGGUGGGGAUCCAUUCAGGACUGUACUACAGAAUGUACUAGGGAAAUUGGCGGAGGAGAAGGUGAAGGGACUAGAGGAUAGUGGACUAGAGGGGGUGACUAAACUAAAGGAGGCUGCUACGAAGGCUAAGGCGGCACUACAGGAGGCUAAAGAGGCAGUAGGAAGUGGUAGUGGUGAUAUUGAUCCAUGUAAGAAUGCAGUGAGUGCUGCUAUCCACGGGUUUCAUCAGGUAUUGGAGGCAUUGAAGGAUUGGUGUAAUAAAAUAAAUGCAAACGUUUGCCGACACAAUAUAAAAGACGCCAUUAUAAAUGCCAUCGACCAGCUCAUCUCCAUCUGCAACUCUCCCAAGUGCAGUGCAUGUGACUCACACUCCAAGAAGUGUGGCAAACAGCCAGUGUCCAAGUACUGUGACAAAUGCCACCAACAAUACAUGGACGGCACACCAUCCCCCCUCCAGGCAUUCCUCGAGGACAGGCUACCAGGUUUUAGUUGUAAAGAGGUGGUGGACGAUGACACAGAUAAAGACACAGUGUAUCCCUCCGCUGCAUCCCACCUAGACCACUGUAAUGGCUCCGGCCAGUGCUGUCCACUGCCAAUGGGUUUCAGAAAUCAAUUCUAUAGUGGCAGUACCACUGAUAGUACCGGCAAACGCCUUUACGGCAUCCUGUACUUCUUUAGUAAUGAGAACAUGAUGCAGUCGUGUGUUUAUACACUGGUGAGGGUGACAGCAGCACUCAGUGCCACUACACCACAGGUACUGGGUGACGUAUUCGGGUUCUUUAGGGGUGGAAUAGGGGAGAAGGAACAAGGAAAGAACAAGAAUGAUAGGGAAGUGCCAUGUGGGCACACCAAGGACCCGUCUACAAAAGGAGAAAAUGACUACUACUGCGGCUGGUGUGCCUCUGGGUUACGUGAAGAAGUAAAAAAGAUAGAGUGGAUACCAAAGGGGUCGGACGCAGGAGGACAGUACAUGAAGACUGUCGGUGAUGCUCUGAUUAAUAUUAAAGGCGAGAAGGACGCUACCAGUGACUCUCCACAGUCCAAUAAUACAUCCCUAUCACGACUCACUAAGAACUGCCAGUACCUCUCCCCCUUAACCGGUGAACUCUAUACCGCAGUGAGUGCCACCUUCGGUGGAACAUACCUCUCAUGGGUACUAUAUCUAUCAGAUGCGCUUCAUUCAGGACUAGAGUCACUGUCUGACGCAUUCAAGCAGAUUGAAUGCCGUGGAUGCAAAGUCUGCGACCCCAAUAAGUGCAAGAAGGGAGCCCAUGGUGACAAUGGCGGUGGACAGUGUGGAUGCCAAUCAAUCGUAUCAUGUACCGGGGUAUUACCAGUGUUGUAUAGACAUGGCUUCAGUUACGGUAACCCAUUCAAUCUGGAGGGGUUCCACCAGAGGGAUGGGAAGACGGAUGGACAGUAUGACAUCGUGAAGGCCGGCGGUACUAAACGGUGUCAUGAGUUCUUGGACAGUCUUCAGGAUGUGAUCGAGAACCAGCAGGACACAUCUAAGGUCGCCUCUCAGAAUCAUCCACUGACAGAGCUCCUAAAGCAAGUCGGCCAGCUCCAAUACGACAUACGGCUCCCGUGGAUCUUUGUACUGACCUUAGCCUGGCUAGUGGCGGUACUGUACCUUGCCUUUGGUGCCAUAUGGCCACUGGACUGGACACAUAUGAGGUCACAUUGGUUACGGGGUGGAGCACACCAGUGGCAGUCUAUGUGGUAUAAGGUGAUGACGGGACGCAAAGGAAUGGAACUGGUGGAGUAUUUUGGUAGGAGGUAGUGGCAAAGUAGUGGCGCCUUCGGCGCAACAGUGAUAUAAUGUGGUAGUUAGUAUCGGGGGUAGUAAUGUGGAGCAGUCUAGUGGUAGAGUU
This is a messenger RNA of Babesia bovis T2Bo, 4148 nucleotides long. Its product is annotated as variant erythrocyte surface antigen-1 alpha subunit. The record is from RefSeq and is a predicted model, not a curated record. Bases 71 to 4057 code for a protein of 1328 amino acids. Lineage: Eukaryota; Apicomplexa; Aconoidasida; Piroplasmida; Babesiidae. The transcript is spliced from 3 exons.